Messenger RNA from Dermacentor albipictus, 4290 nucleotides. RefSeq names its product protein phosphatase 1 regulatory subunit 14B. Gene Ontology annotation, biological process: regulation of phosphorylation. Gene Ontology annotation, molecular function: protein serine/threonine phosphatase inhibitor activity. Gene Ontology annotation, cellular component: cytoplasm. NCBI's taxonomy places the organism in Eukaryota, Metazoa, Arthropoda, Arachnida, Ixodida, Ixodidae. The record is from RefSeq and is a predicted model, not a curated record.
CUGUGUCGCUUAUAAAUGCGUCGACCUUCACGAACGCCUUGCUUAGCGUCGCGCAGUUUCGUUACUGAUUUUGGAGCAGCCAGCGCUGGGCCAGGUGCCUUGGUGGCAGAUUGCCUCAGUGGGCUCGGUGGGUGCGAAAAGGGCACGGCCCCAGGUUCGUUAGUGGAAUCAAGACAAACAGGCCACGGAAUGGAGUGUGGUCUGGCAGCGGGCACAGGGUCCCUCAAGGGUCCCGGGGAGUGCCUUGCAGCUUGUCCCAAGACGCUGCAUGUCAACUUUGAAGGAGGUGACAAGGAAGAGCUGCAGGACCGCAAGAAGAAGUACCUGACGGCCAAGUACGGCCCUCACCAGAUGAGCCUCAUCAAGAAGCGGCUGCGCGUUGAGAUGUGGAUGUAUGAGCAGCUCCAGCGACUCUUUGCCUGCUCGGAUGACAACCACGACAUCGAAAUAGACUUGGAUGAGCUCUUGGACAUGGAGAGUGAUCACCGUCGAAGAGACUUUCUCAGGGCAAAAUUGGUGGGUGCCAAACAGACUCGGGACCAAGUUGAGAUGUUCAUCGACGAGCUGAUACAGCGGGCCAAGACCCUGUGAGAAGCUCCACAAGCAAGGUGUUCGUCCUAGUCAUCAGGACCCAUGUUCUUAAAAAAUCUCACUGCACCCAUACGCUUGUACACCACAGCCCCACUGUGCGUUUUUUUUUUUCUUGCUCAUUGCAGCGAAGGCAUGCUUUCCAUCACCACACUAUUCAUGUUCAUCUAAAUUCCUUGGCCACGUGUGGCGGCGGUCUAGUUGGAAACGGGAUACAUGAAAUGAGAUGCACCCGCUUUUGCAAGUUUUGCCCUGGACGACAAAAACUGUGAGAUUGUUUUGGCUGAUUAAGAGAAGACGGCCAAGCACUGGCUGCUUACACACCUUUGCAAGAGUGCGUUGAACGCCUUUUUCAAGGUUGAACCAUGGAAGGUACCUGCUUGUGGAACUGAAGGGAGCAGGUACUGCCAUGUGGAACUGUUCUUAUCUCCAGAAAGUAUCCACUUUCCGUGCUCUGUGUGGCAUCACCUUCAUCAUUGAGAGUCCUCGUCCUGUUCCAUCAUCAUCCUGCUUGGUGCUGAUGAUGAUGGUGCGGAAUGAGGGCUUGCGGUGAUGAAGGUGACGCUAUAUCCCAGAUAUAUAUAUAGCACAGGCACAUGCACAUGGGAUGCAAGUGAGGCAAUGCUUCCAAAGCCUGCUUAAGGAGCCGUGGAUUUUUUCGCCUCAUAGUGUUUGGUCUCGUGCAGAACUGGCAGGUGAGAGAUGACUCAUUUGGAGCAGUUAAGGGUGCACUAUAAGGAGUGAAAGUUUCUCAUUCCUUUUUGAUGACAUGUUUUUGAAUGGAUCCACUUUGCAGAUAGCUGGUGCUCGGCUAAUGCAAGCUGGUAAAGACGCAGACACCAAAAUGCAGGUGUUUGGAAAAGAUGUUAUCGGGAGAUUAGGACCUCUAUUUAGCAGGCAUUCCUGCAAAGCCAGAAUACUUGGCUGAGACUGUUGGACGUAUUUUGAAAUCUAACAUUGGAAAGCUGAUCUCCAUAAAGUGGAGUUGGUUUUGCAAGCUGGAAGACUUACAUUAAGAACACUGCCACAUGCUUAACAUGAAUUCUCCUCCUUAUUAAUAAAUUUAAAGAUUGGCUUGUUCUGGAAUUUGUGCUGCUGAGCAGGAAGACAAAAGUGAACAGCAAGUGAAGCUGUGUUUGACUGCAUUCUUUGGCAUAUGUUCUGCUUCUGAGAUCAGUGACACUGAUCCUUGCAGUCUCUGAAGAUCUUGCUGUCGGUGCAGUAUGCGCUGGGUUCCAACUCCCCAUUCUACCCUACACCAUCUCUGUUUGAGCAGUACCAAAGCUGACAGCCACAGCUUAUGGUUUGUUGGCUAACUUUUAUCCACAAGACAUUUGCCACACGAAAGAUUUUUAGGGCAUUUCCAGUGCUGUUUGUAAUGUAGUUUUGCAGCUUUUGGACUCUUUAAAACCUAGUUUAUAAUGGCGAGAGGCAUAGAGGAGCGCACAACGGAGGAGACAUGCCUGUUCUGGGGGUACAGAUUGUUCACGCUUCAUCCUCCACAGUAUUUCACUAGCUGAUGUUUCCGAAAGAAGGUUCCACAGUAGUUUUCCUUCAUGCAUGCUUGGAAACCUGCAUGUUAAUCCACGAGGUGGCCCGCCAGUAGAAACUUUCCACUUAAAAGUGUAACAAUGUGACAAACUUUCCCAUUGCUAUUUCACACAGCCAGUACCGUCACACCAAAGAAAUUGCAUAAAUAAGUGAAACAACGCAAUUGGCAGACAUGGCCACACCUUGCAUCUUCUGCAGCUUUCAUGUGAACUGUGGUAGCGUCAGUACUAAGGCUCGCUCUUUAGUACUAGCUCCUGUAGAAUUGUGCACUCUUGUGGGCGGAGCUGUUUGUCACACAUAACCGGGAAUAUGUGGGUCUUGCUAGAGUCAUAGUGCCCACACAUUCUGUGUGGGCAAGUACUGCAUGCUUGAGGCAGUUCACUCUGCCUGCACUGGCCCAAGCCAUCUUUUUUUGCUGUAUCUGAAAGACGUUAACUUUGAAAUCUGUCCAUAAUUAAAGACUAGGAUUUGUCUCGGCAUUUCUGACCUUCAGUGCUCAGCCAUUGUAUUCGUGCCAGCUGCGCAUGUUACCAUGUUUUCUACAAGUGGCAGUUCCCGAACUGGCUUAAGAUUAGUGAACACUCGGCUACUCUUGAUUGCCGAGAAACAGUUUUUAUGCUUAAGUUACUCUCAAGUCUGCAGUGUUUCAGUUUAACAUGUAACUUUAUGAUUUGUACUAGAUAGGAGUUUGCAUAUCAUUCUAAUUCAGUGCUUUCAUAGUUUCUAUGCAAAUGCAGCAUCUCAAUAUAUAUUAUCUCUUGCAGCUGUCAUUAGUGGUGAUUCAUCAAAAAGUUUCAAGCUGUAGCUAGGCACGAUGGAGCAGAUAUGCUGAAUUUAUUGUUGCAAAGCUUGUAGCAAUAGAGUAGCAGUUUUGCUGAUGACUGGAGGAGAAAUAAAGCUUCCAGCACCGUUUUACAACCGUGUUCUUACACGACUUGCCAUGCCGCCUUAAUGCAGACAUUUUUGGUAUUUGCUGGACAGUAGUAAAUUAGAUGGUUACCACAAUCUUCACAAUACUCUUCAUACUGAAAGUCCUUCUUACAGGUAGUUGUAGAUCCUUGUGUUUAACUGUACUGCUAAGAGAUUGGUUGGCCAUGCAGGUUUCUUUCUGGUAGCUUGAGAAUCUCCCUCUAAAUUUGAAAUGGCAUAAGCCAGAAAUGCUUCAGAACAGGACAACAGCAGGCGACGCGCAAGCACUGUGUGCCGUCUGCUGUUGGCCUGUUUGUCAGCACGGUUCCUCCCUUUGCCCAAGUAUGCAUUAACCAGCAAUAAGCGGCACACUGCUGACACUUCUAGUACUUUCAACUGGUCGCUUUCAAGUACUCAAACAGCGUGCUUUACAUAUGGCUGGUUGAAAUGGAGUGCUUGGAACACAUUCGCCUGGUUCAUUCAGAGCACCACGCUACAGCUCGGAGCGCUAGAGGUGCUCUCAGCUUUGUGGUGGGACAGUGAGUGAGAUCCGAAGUAAUUGCAGUCACUUGGCUUCUUCCGAAUGCUCUGGGAGCUGCUGAUCAUUUGGCUCAGGCAAGAUUUCUCUAGCUCCAAUCUUAACAAGGCCUUGCAUCAUCGCAAACAGAGUUGGACCACAGUAGGAACCAGUCGAAUGUGCCUUUAGCACUGAAUAAAGGCGAAACCCGAGUACAAAAAGUUGUUGUAGGAAGCAUGGGCCACAUUAAAAGCUUAAUGGCUGUGAAGGUUGCCUGUUCUACAAAGUCUAUGAGAGAGAAAAGUACCGUUGUUUUCAAUGUGACAUUGAAGUUAUGGGGUCAGCAGUUGAUUGUCAGAAGCAGCCUCCAUAAUCUCUUGUUUGGAGAGGAAGACUGCAAUGUGUUGCUGUAGUUUAUAGUAUACUUGUACUGCAAUGAUGGUAAGAUGUACCUGUUUUUGGGUGACUCAGGCUCAUUUAGGAGUUGGGAUAUAUUGCAUGAACAUUUUUCACACUAAAACAUUGUCUUUUGUUAUGUGAUGUUCUUGUGCUACUGCCAUCUAUUUUGUUUCACGCAUACUUUUGGUGCAAGACUCAUUUUUCAAGGUGCAAGGUCUUUUCCUGCAGUUUUGCUGCAUACAUAAGGCAAUUUGGUGUUAACAUGCCAAUGAAAUGUGCAAAUGUGAAUUUAGAGUGCAACGAAAAUUAAACGGUGUACAUUCUGA